Molecule: messenger RNA, 1073 nt
Organism: Telopea speciosissima
Lineage: Eukaryota; Viridiplantae; Streptophyta; Magnoliopsida; Proteales; Proteaceae
Product: U3 small nucleolar RNA-associated protein 21 homolog
Exons: 5
Coding region: 34-870 (278 amino acids)
Biological process (GO): rRNA processing
Cellular component (GO): Pwp2p-containing subcomplex of 90S preribosome; small-subunit processome
Source: RefSeq, a predicted model, not a curated record
ACUGAAAAUGGAAUUAUCAGGGUUAACCAGGCCAUGUUCUCUGGAGCUUCUUAUGUGGAUUUCUGUGCUAGUGGGAAAGAAGUUGUCAGUGUCAAGUUACCAGCUGUCUCUUCAGAGGAAAUAGCUGAUGAGGAGAAUCAUGAGAACCAUGUGGGUGGUAAAGUACAUGUUAAGGACAGUGCUUAUGCGUCACUUUUGAAUCAUCAAAUCCCUAAUCUAGUAACUCUCUCAUUGUUGCCAAAGAGCCAGUGGCAAAACUUGAUCAAUUUGGACAUUAUAAAGGUCCGCAACAAACCAAUUGAGCCACCCAAAAAGCCAGAAAAGGCUCCAUUUUUCUUGCCAUCAGUCCCAUCGUUUUCUGGAGACAUAUUGUUCAAACCUACUGGCACAGCUGUCGAAGAGAAGGAGAAAAAAGAUGAUGAGAUAGAGAGCAGUAAAAGAAAACCUGAUCUACAGACCUCCCAAUUUCUGCAAUUGCUUCUUUCCUCUGCGGAAAUGAAAAAUUUUUCACCAUUUACGGACUACAUCAAAGGUUUAUCUCCAUCAACAUUAGAUUUGGAGCUCCGGAUGCUUCAGAUUAUAGAUGAUGAAGAUCAGCAAGAGCCCGAAAAGAGAUCUGAAUUAUAUUCCAUUGAGCUGCUACUUGAUUACUUCAUACAUGAGAUUUCGUGUAGAAAAGACUAUGAGUUCAUUCAAGCAGUAAUUAGAUUGUUUCUCAAGAUACAUGGCGAAACAGUUAGGCGCCAGCCUAAACUUCAGGACAAAGCAGAGAAGCUUUUGGAAGUUCAUAGUUCAGUAUGGCAGACACUGGAUAAAAUGUUUCAAAACGCAAGUUGCAUGCUUACGUUUCUCAGCAAUUCACAGCUCUAAGUAGGGAAGAGCUUCUUUGUCACACAAAAUCUGAACAAAGUUCAGCGGCUUUUUUGUUGUACAAAAAGAGCACUUAUUUUUUAGCUUCAGGCAGCAGUUUUGACACAUAGAGGAGCUUGACUUUUGCAGUUUAUACAGAUUGUUGUUCACUAGUGACAUUGGUGUGUCCUUGGUAUCUUCUGUAAAGUCUAAGAUAAAAAGUU